Messenger RNA from Haliotis rufescens (red abalone), 2084 nucleotides. RefSeq lists its product as uncharacterized. The transcript is spliced from 4 exons. The record is from RefSeq and is a predicted model, not a curated record. Lineage: Eukaryota; Metazoa; Mollusca; Gastropoda; Lepetellida; Haliotidae. Bases 10 to 1989 code for a protein of 659 amino acids.
CAAUCAGCAAUGAUGGGUGCACUGCGUGUGUUGCUGCUGCUGCUGCUUCGACAGGAGCUCCUGGUGGAGUCCAAGGAGAUUCGAACCAAUGAGUCUGGUAACUGGGAUUACAUUACCAAACUCAGCAACAAAGGCAUAAAUGUUGCUGGGAUGACCACCUUGACAUUUAGCCACAAGGGCUGCGGCAAAGCCACUGUGGAACUAUACCAACAAGGCUUUGCUGAAGACUCACUGGCACUGAAGUUCUCGCUCAUGAUAAAAGAUAAAAAGUCUGGACACCGGUUUGGCAACAUGAGGAAAUGCAUUCUCACUAAGACGAAAAACAUGAACUGUAGUGACAAAAUUAGAGCAACAAUGACCUCCUCAUGUGACGACUUUAAACCCUUCUGGAUCAGCAUGGCAGAAUCAGGCAUUUUCAUGGUUGGAGAAGGAUGCAAGCCUGGGAACAACACCUUGUGGAAACUAUCCGACAUUGGUUCCUUCAAUCUUGGUGAAAUUGGUUUAGGCUCUGAUGAUACCACUGAAUGGAAAUUCGGUGAGGAAUGUAGCGAAGCUGUUAGUGCAUCUACCAGCCCCACCACUACUGUGCCAGUGUCUCACUUGCCCGUGCAAGUGAACCUACAGACUGUCAAAGAAAAAGGGUUUCUCAGGUUGAGCCAAAAUGGAAUUGCUGUAACCAGGUUAUCAACCCUGUUUUUCGAAGUGACCUCUUGUGACAAAGGACAGCUUAUUCUCCUUCCUGGAGGCGAGAAAAUCGGCGACAGGGCCCAUAAAUUCGUAGUUCAGCAAACGACAACAGAAGGAAACGUUAUUGCCAGGCAUUUGAAAUGCACAAUACUAGGUUACGAGGACUUUGACUGUUACGGGAGUGUUUCGUACGCAAUGGAGCCAAUCUGCAAUGAAUAUAAAACAUUCUGGAUCAGAUUGAAGUCAUCAGAGGUAGUGGAAUAUGGAGAAGGAUGCAACCCUGAGAAUGGUACCAUGUUUACGUAUACUGGUGAAAGUCCUUUUUCCCUCGGUGACAUAGCAGUGAAGUCACGUGGUUCAGCCAAGUGGAAAUUCGGUUCUUCCGUCUGCAACAGAAGUCUAACUACAAGUACCAUUGACGAUGACGAAGAAGAUGAUUGGAAGGACAGGGAUGAUCCCGACAUCAAUGGGUCAGGUAUAGAGGGUGGGUCGGACAACACUGAAAAAGCGGCGUCAGUCAGCAGUGGAUCGGCGGGUGAAGUAGGGCCUGACAACGUGGGAACCGACGUAUUUGGCGGGUCAGAUGGCAAUGAAACAGAUGAAGAGGAUGAAUCAAGGAUCAAUGGUGACAGGGAGCACGCUGAAGGGGUUGAGCCAAACAACAUUGGAACGAAUGUUGCGGUUGACUCUGUCAAUAUUGAACAGUCUACAGCUGCAGAGGUAGGUUCAAAUAAUAGUGGAACAACGCAAGAGAGUGCACCUAACACCAUAAAAGCAGAUAAAGUGGGUGGAUCAGUCAAUGCUGAAACAACUGAAGAGAGAGGUUCUGGUAGUGUUGUAACUAAUAAUGGAGAUCCCGACACCAUUGUAUCAUUGAGAUCGACAGACAGCCCUGGAUCAGCGGGAAAUGAUGGUUUAGACCACAGUGGAAAUGCUGGGGAAGGGGAGUCAGAUACUAGUGGAUCGGCUGGAGUAGAAGCGACAGACGUCAGUGUGUCACGGAGCGAGUUGGGCAACAUUGAAACAGCCUUGGAACAAAUCAACGAAGAAAGUGGUGUUACAACAGGCGAAAUAGCUGCAACUGAGCAAACAUCCGUCACGGUAUCUGCACAGAGUGGAGAACUUGCAGAUAUGGCAGACAGAGACGAAGAAGAAGACAAUCCUAAUCUGUCCUCCAUUCUAAAGUCUUUUCUAGAUUCAGAUGGGUCUUCAGCUGGGACAAGCACACCUUCUCUCGGUAUGCUGCUGGCGGUGUGUCUGCAUCAUUUGUGGAACAGGCUUUUUGGCCAAAAUGCUAACUAAUUAAUGUUAUCUUUGAUGUGGCAUCAUUCCUGACCAUUGAUAUAUAGCAAUAUAUCGAGGCUUGUAAUCAGAUCAGAAAUAAAAUAGUAUCUGCA